AUGGCGUUAAGUUUACUUCGAGCCUCUCGGGGGCUGCAGCGUUUUGCCACCAGGCCCCAGCUAGUGACUUUACAACACCAGCCACCUUUAGCUAUCCUGUCACGCCAUUCAGCACAUAACCUUACGGAAAAAAGUGAUCCAUCGGCGGUCUAUGAUCCCAGUGGUGAAAUGGACCAUGACAUUGUGAGCAAGUGGAAAAUUGAGCGCCUGUUUGCAGGCUCCAUGAUAGCAGUACUGCCGGCAGCCUUUGUCAUAGAGCACCCCAUCAUGAAUUACUUAGUGGCAACAGCUUUUAUUGUCCAUGGUCAUUGGGGUCUAGAGGGUGUAUUUACAGACUACAUCCAUGGUUACCCCUCAGAGACAGGAAGGAGGCGCUAUCCUUGGGUGAAGUCGGCAAGGAUGGUGGUGUUGUACAUUUUGACUACGACUUCACUGGCAGGUAACACAGCUCAACUUGUUGUUUAA
Messenger RNA from Lingula anatina, 465 nucleotides. RefSeq names its product succinate dehydrogenase [ubiquinone] cytochrome b small subunit A, mitochondrial. Gene Ontology annotation, molecular function: heme binding; ubiquinone binding. Gene Ontology annotation, biological process: tricarboxylic acid cycle; mitochondrial electron transport, succinate to ubiquinone. Gene Ontology annotation, cellular component: respiratory chain complex II (succinate dehydrogenase); mitochondrial envelope; membrane. The record is from RefSeq and is a predicted model, not a curated record. NCBI's taxonomy places the organism in Eukaryota, Metazoa, Brachiopoda, Lingulata, Lingulida, Lingulidae.